Messenger RNA from Physella acuta, 604 nucleotides. Its product is annotated as peptidyl-prolyl cis-trans isomerase NIMA-interacting 4. The record is from RefSeq and is a predicted model, not a curated record. Gene Ontology annotation, biological process: rRNA processing. NCBI's taxonomy places the organism in Eukaryota, Metazoa, Mollusca, Gastropoda, Physidae. Gene Ontology annotation, molecular function: DNA binding; peptidyl-prolyl cis-trans isomerase activity.
GACAUCGUUGUAGAGAACACUAAGUCUAAGAUCACUUGACAGUAUUACUACUAGGCUAGCCUAGAUCUAGAAAUCUAUUUAUCUUGUGAGGGCCUUAUAAUAGAUCUACACAAAGUAACACAUUUACAAUCAUGCCACCCAAACCGAAAGGAGGUGGUGGCGCAAAAGGAGGCAAAAGUAAAGGUGCUGAUUCGGGAGCAGAGGGUGAAAGCAAAACUUCCAAAGGAGGCACGGCUGUGAAGGUUCGUCAUAUACUCUGUGAGAAGCAAUCAAAGGCUUUGGAAGCUUUAGAGAAGCUUAAGGCUGGUAUGAAGUUUAAUGAAGUUGCAGCACAGUACAGUGAAGAUAAAGCUAGACAAGGGGGAGACUUGGGUUGGAUGACUAGAGGCAGCAUGGUAGGACCUUUUCAAGAUGCAGCAUUUGCCCUUCCCAACAGUACCACAGACAAACCACACUAUACAGAUCCUCCAGUGAAAACAAAGUUUGGUUAUCAUAUUAUAAUGGUCGAAGGAAAAAAAUAGCAGAAAUUGUUAAAAUGUUGGUAUUUUAAAAGUUGUAAUUGUACAUAAUUAUUUUCUCCAAAUAAUAAAAUGUUAAAAUUAAA